Messenger RNA from Striga hermonthica, 1113 nucleotides. The record is from the annotation of a GenBank genome assembly. NCBI's taxonomy places the organism in Eukaryota, Viridiplantae, Streptophyta, Magnoliopsida, Lamiales, Orobanchaceae.
AUGGCGGCUAAUAAAAAAGCACUGGAGGGCUUAUCGAAAGGGCUGAUGGAGGAAGUCCGGCGAUGGGGUUCCAUGAAGCAGACCGGCGUUAGCCUCCGCUACAUGAUGGAGUUCGGGUCCCGACCCACGCCCCGGAAUCUCCUCAUCUCUGCUCAGUUUCUCCAUAAGGAGCUCCCUAUUCGGAUCGCCCGUCGGGCUAUUGAGCUCGACUCCCUUCCCUAUGGCUUGUCUCAUAAACCUGCUGUUUUGAAGGUAAGAGAUUGGUAUUUGGAUUCUUUCCGCGAUCUCAGGUCCUUCCGAGAUAUUAAGGAUAACAAUGAUGAGGUGGACUUUACGCAAAUGAUUAAGAUGAUUAAAGUUAGGCACAACAAUGUGGUCCCUAUGAUGGCUUUGGGAGUGCAACAGUUGAAGAAAGAUCUGAAUCCUAAAAUCAAUUACAUGGAUCUGGACGAAAUUCAUCAGUUUUUGGAUCGGUUUUAUAUGUCUAGAAUUGGGAUUCGCAUGCUCAUCGGACAGCAUGUGGCAUUGCACGACCCAAAUCCUCUUCCCGAUUGUGUUGGAUACAUACAUACAAAAAUGUCCCCUUUAGAUGUUGCGAGAAGUGCCAGUGAGGAUGCACGUUUUAUUUGUCUCAGAGAGUAUGGUAGUGCACCAGAAGUUAAUAUCUAUGGAGACCCCAAUUUUACAUUUCCUUAUGUUCCAACACACUUGCAUUUGAUGGUGUUUGAGUUGGUUAAGAAUUCACUGCGUGCUGUUCAAGAACGAUUUAUGGACUCGGACAAGGUUUCACCUCCUGUCCGGAUAAUAGUUGCUGAUGGCUUGGAGGACGUAACAAUUAAGAUUUCUGAUGAAGGGGGUGGAAUACCGAGAAGCGGUCUUCCGAAAAUAUUUACAUAUCUCUACAGUACUGCAAAAAACCCUCUCGAUGAGCACUCAAGCACUGACCUUGAAACACCAACAACCAUGGCUGGGUAUGGUUGUGGUCUUCCCAUAAGCCGUUUGUAUGCUAAGUAUUUUGGAGGGGAUCUGCAAAUUAUCUCCAUGGAAGGAUAUGGAACAGAUGCUUAUCUUCACUUGUCUCGACUGGGUGAUUCGCAAGAACCUCUCCCUUGA